Harpegnathos saltator (Jerdon's jumping ant) is the source of this 2371-nucleotide messenger RNA. RefSeq names its product TAR DNA-binding protein-43 homolog (gene TBPH). Gene Ontology annotation, cellular component: chromatin; nucleoplasm. Lineage: Eukaryota; Metazoa; Arthropoda; Insecta; Hymenoptera; Formicidae. The record is from RefSeq and is a predicted model, not a curated record. The transcript is spliced from 5 exons. Gene Ontology annotation, biological process: regulation of gene expression. Bases 646 to 2193 code for a protein of 515 amino acids. Gene Ontology annotation, molecular function: RNA binding.
AAGACCGAGCGUGUGUGCACAUGAAGUUAUAAAUAAUUACGAGAAAAUCGCUUUAUUUUUAUCGUCGAUUUUGCUCGCGUACAUCAAUCGUAUUUUCUCGCUGCUCGUCUCAUUAUAAUGUGCAGCGAAACUGAGUGAACUUUACAGAUACAACGGGUGCGGGGCUUUCCGGUGGCGCUGGUGUUGUAGCCGCCCUGUUGUUAGAGAACGGAGAGAAAGAGGUGCGGUGUUGCGUGACUGGGUGCGAGCGACCGUAGCGUGUGUGUUUGUUGUGUAGUAAGCGAAUUAAAAAUCCUUCAUAUCUUUUUUUUCGUAAGCGCGGAUACAUACGAAACGAAGAAAGUAAAAUUGAGAACGAAAGAAACGAGAGAAGAGAGAGAGGGAUUGAGCGAAAGGGAGAGCAAAAGUGUGAGAAAGAGAGAGCGAGAGAGAGGGAGAGAGAGAGAGAGAGAGAGAGCGCGAGAACGUGAAAAGUACACGCAUAGAGUGAAAGACGCAGAGAGAGCGAGAGAGUGAGAGAGAGAGAGAGAGAGAAAGAGAAAGAAAAAGAAAAAGAAAAAAAAUUGUCGCCUAAUCUGCUUUGCGAGUUCGAUUGUCCGUCCGUCUCCACGACUAAAAGAGAAAAAAGGAAUAAGAGAGACAAACAUGUCGUCAUACAUCCAGGUCGCCGAAGAUGAAGGCGAGGAGCCUAUCGAGCUGCCCACUGAAGAUGACACCACACUCUUACUCACUACUCUGUCUGCCCAAUUUCCCGGUACCUGCGGCCUCAAAUAUCGGAACCCGGAGUCUCGUACAAUGCGCGGAGUUCGGUUGGUUGAUGGACGCCUACACCCGCCUGAGAAUGGCUGGGGCAAAGCCAUAUACUUCUGUGUAUUCCCCAAAGAGAACAAACGUAAAUCUGAUGACAAUUUGGAAAAUUCCACAGCUAAGACUAAAAGAAUGGAAACGAAGUUGCGUUGCACUGACUUGAUUGUACUCGGUUUGCCAUGGAAAACUACGGAACAGAACUUGCGCGAGUAUUUCGAACAAUUUGGUGAAGUUUUAAUGGCUCAGGUAAAGAAAGAUGCAAAAUCCGGACAAAGCAAAGGAUUUGGCUUUAUUAGAUUUGGAAGUUAUGAAUCGCAAUUAAGAUGCCUGGCCCAACGUCAUAUGAUAGAUGGUAGAUGGUGCGACGUUAAGGUUCCCAACAGUAAGAAUAUUGAUGGCUUAAUGAUGGCACGUCAGUAUGAUACGGGUAAGCACAAUGAGUGCUACCGACCUAUACCGGUGCACACUCCAAGUAGUCGUCGGGUGCCGGCGUCGAAGCCGUAUACCAACGUAAACUCGUCGUCCGAGGCCAAUGCACCUUCUAGCGCGCCUAGAUACGACUCGGAGUACGAUUACAAAACCACACACUACCCGUCAUAUCCUCCGAAUUAUCCGUACGAUGAUAAUAAGUACAAGUACGAAGGUGGUGGUGGCGGUGGUGGUGGUGGUGGUGGUGGUGGUGGCGGUAGCAGCGGCGGCGGCGGCGGCGGUAGUGGUAGUGGCGGCGGCGGCGGCGGCAACAGCAAUCAGACUGCAUAUGUCUACGAGAAGCCGAACUACACUGCCUACGAGGAGCCUGCCGCUGCAUCGUACGAUGCACGCGGUUACAUGGCACCACACACGGCCGCCGUGACGCCUAAUUCCGCACCGUAUCCUCCGUCCGACGCCGAUUAUCCAAGAUACGCCGGCUAUGAUACACGCGCCGCUGCUUAUCCUGUCGCCGAAAAUCCGGAACAAUAUUCUGACAAGGGCAGGUAUAAUUAUGGAUACGAACAACGAGGCUACUACGAAACUGACGGUCGUUAUGCGAGCACGGCGGAUUGUCGGUACACCAUGGAGGUGCGUUAUCCAGACGCGAGACAUCCUGACAACAGACACAUCCCGAUCGAUGCGCGAACGGAAGCGGACUGUAGAUACGUGGACAGCCGCGAUAUGGAUAGACGAUACGUUGAUGUCAGAGAAGCUGAUGGCGGUAGGUACGCCGUAAUGGAGAGUCGCGAGGUCGACAACCGUGGUUACGCCGCCGGACCGGAUGGCCGGGAGGUGGUCGACGGCAGAUUCGCGGAUCCGACGCGAUAUCCAGUUAAAGAAAACUAUUACGAUCGCUACUACAAACACCGGCCAUCGAGGGAUCAUCACGUCCACGCGGACGCGUCAAGAUAUUGAUGAGGAGGGAAUGAUUCAGCAAGUACCCUGCAAGGUAUUCGUCGGCCGCUGUACAGAAGACCUAACCGCUGAUGAUCUGCGAGACUAUUUCUCCAAAUUCGGCGAAGUCACGGACGUGUUCAUCCCGAAACCUUUCCGUGCAUUUUCGUUUGUCACUUUCCUAGAUCCCGAAGUCGCC